Messenger RNA from Besnoitia besnoiti, 11076 nucleotides. RefSeq lists its product as uncharacterized. Bases 1 to 11076 code for a protein of 3691 amino acids. NCBI's taxonomy places the organism in Eukaryota, Apicomplexa, Conoidasida, Eucoccidiorida, Sarcocystidae. The record is from RefSeq and is a predicted model, not a curated record. The transcript has a single exon.
AUGGAGGAAGGGGACUCCAGCGGACCCCCUGAGCCCUGCCCUGGCGCGCCGUCGCAGUUUUCCGGCUGCGGCGCCGCGUCCUUUUCGGUUGUGGCUUCGUCUGGCGAUUUCGGUUCCCGCAGGCUCUUUGAAGAGGAGACGCACGCCGGGCGCCCAUGGAGCCGCGGCGAAGAGGAGACUCUCUUUUCCUUCUUCGAGUUGUGCAGCCAGCUGCCGGCGCUGUUGCUCGCGCUCCACGCGUCCGAGGAUGAGGCCGUCGGGACGCAGGCAGCGGAGACGAUCGGCGCAGCGACAGACGCUCCGUCCCCGGGGGACGGCGACGCGUGCGGCUCCUCUAGCAAAGCCCGCCGGCCUCGCCGCCGCCUACGCAGAUCGUCUUCAUCCUCGCUGGACACUGGAAGUGCCCCUGCGUCCUCCGCGCCCUCUCCUUCUCACGCUUCGGCACCUACGUCGUCUAGUCUCUUUCUCACACCCUCUCGCUCGGGGGGCGGGCCGCCUCGCAGUUGUUUUCCCGCGUCGCCCCGCCUCUCUGUCCCCGCCGCCUGGUCGUUUUCCGGGAGCACUUUGUGCGCCUGCCCCGCGUCUGCACCGGCGCCGGCAGGCUCUUUGGCGUCGCCAGGGCUCGCUGUUUUGUUUCCUGUCUCGACGCACCGGCUGCCGGCCGCGCUGUUGCAGUGGGCUGAGUCUGCUGCGGCGCUUGCUUGGCCGUCUCUGGACGCUCCAAAGCUCCACGAGGCCCUCCUCGAGCUUUUGUUGGAGGCCUUGGGAACAGCGUUUCAGCUUUAUGCGCAGACGCACCUCUGGGCGUUCGCGGACCCGCAGGCACUCGUGCGACGCGCGUGGCAAAAUCGUUUCGGCGGCGACGCAUCGGCUCUGCUUGCCGCUGAAGCGCCACACGCGACACCUUCGCGGCGCCAGAGUGGUGUGGCAGUCCGAGCUUCUUCAUCUUUCUCAUCCUCGUCCUUUUUCGCGUCGAUCGCCGCUUCGCCGGCGUCGCCGGGCGCCUCCGCGAGCGUCUCCAGCUCGCCUCAGCCGCGACUCUCCAGCGGCUUUCACCUCUCCGUGCCGAGGCAGAAGGAUGCGGCGGGGCUCUCCGCGACCUUUGACGGCCCCCCGGCAGGCGGAGGGAGCCGAGCGAAAGGCCGGCGGGCGCAGCUGCUUAGCCUGUCUCUGGAGCCAGAAGCACCAUCCCCCGGGGGAGGCGAGUCGCCACGCGCAGAGAGACGAGUUCGAAAGAAAACGAAGAAGGAAGGAGCGCCUCAGCUCCCGGGGGCGGUGGCGCUUGUGUCGCAGGCCUCGCUCUUCUCUCUGCUUCUCGAGAGAUUCGCGAGCUACGCGCGGCUUCUCGACUUUGCCCUCGAACUAGCCAGUCUCCUCUGCUGCCGGUGGUCAGCCCCGCGUUCUUCUUCAGCCCCGAGAGGCGGGCCCCAGGGCGCGGCGAGCGCCACUCCCGCUCCGCCAGAGGAGCGCGCACUGCGUGUGAGAGGCUUGGCCUCCUCACAAGCACGCGCGACUCGAGAUGCGCGGCGGCAGCGAGGCGACGAUGAGCCGCAGCUCGACGCUGACUGUGUUGAGCUGCUGGCGACGCCGGGGCCACCGCGGAGGAGCCGAGGGACGCCGGAGAAGUGCGCAGAGAGCCGCGCUGAAAAGACACCGGACACUGGCCUUGGGAGCAGAGACGAGGAAGAUGAAGGUUGUUUUGAUGGGACGAAUGCCACACCGGAAGAGGAGGAAGACUCUGAGGGCCAGACCCGUUAUGAGGUGUACGUCCAACGCAUAAAAGAGGCCGCUUGCGCCGCGGCAGAGGCGCAUCGCCCGCCACUUGCCGCUGCGCUGCUGGAAGGCCUGCAGGCCCUUUAUUUCUCCAUGUUUUCUCGACUUCGGCUCGGGGGGAUGCUCUGGCCGCCCGCAGAAGGCGACCAGAAGACGCCGCGAGCUGAACUGCACUGCCCUUGCCCCUUUCGUGAUGCAGCGGGGCGCGGUUGCCCACAAACAAGUUCGGCGUGCAGUGUGUCUUCAGCUCGGCAAUCGCUCGACUCCGUGGCUCUUGCCAGCGGUUCAGUGGCGCAGGGCUCACCGUCGCUUCGCUGCAAAGACUGCGCGUCUCUUUCGAGCGAAGUCCACCGCUUCUGCAGCGCAUUCGUCUCCCGCCAGGAGCAGGAGGCGCUCGCGUUUUGGGGCUCCAGUGUGACGGGGGCGCGACCCCGGUCGGAGGCGCGGGCCUCCGGCGCGGAGAUACCCGUUCCCUUCCCAGGGUGCGCGACGCUGCAGCUCCUCACGCACUACGACCCACUCGAGGGCGCAGUCCACUUCACGGCAGAUGCUCAAGGGGAAAGCGAAGACACCGCGCAGGCCGAGAGGGCCAGAGAAGAAAGCGACAGACGCGAAGUCGAGCACAUGGUCUCGAGAGCUGUGCCCUUGCUCUUUGCAGCCGUGACGGGCUCAGAGGCUUCAGGCGUCUCUUCAGCUGCCCCGUACGUCUCUGCGGGCGCUGGAAGGUGCGGCGCAGCGGGCGAGGAUGCGGCAUUCGGUGCCGCUCGUCGCUCUGUAUCCUCAGUCGAGAACGCGCCGACAGUGGGCGCGACAGCGGGGUCGCUGGACGACUUACUGCUUCCUCUGCUUUCGCUGACUGGCGACGCGAUUGAGCCGUUUCGCCUUCUCUUCCCGUUCAUCGCAUCGCUGACGCGGGCGCCACAGCCUGCCGCGUGGCGUUCUGCUGGUCUCGCCACGGUGGCGACGGAGGGGCCCUCACAGGCCGGCGAAGGCAAGGAUCCCGCCGCUGAUGGUAGGAGCCGCGAGUCCUUGCACAUUCGCUUCCUCCGCGCGUUGGGAGACGUCCGGCUGCAGAGACUGGAUGCAGAAUCAGAGGCGCAGUCGCCGGUGCUGCUCAUGCCGCGUGCGGCGGUCCUUAGCGGGCUCGCAGCCGCCAGAAGAAGCAGGGAAUGUCGAAAGGACGAAGAGGCGCGAGUAGCGCAAGCAGCCAUGAAGCAAGCGGAAGGGAGGACGCCGACGGCGAGACGCGAGGAGGCGUCUGCGAGGCUGGGUGGACUGAGGGCGAGCUGCAGCCACGCCGAGCCCGGUGAGGCGCGGCUUCGAGGGGGGGGGCUUCAGGAGGAUGCCGACGGGACCAUGACCUGCACGUGCUACGGGAUGAAAGACGAACCGCAUGAAUCCGAAGAAGAUGCCGACUGGCGCAUCGACGGAAGGGACUUUGACGCGUUUCUGGAGGCAGCCGUCGACGCGGUGCAAGUCCCGGGAUGGAAGUGCACAGCCGUGAAUGGGAAGCGGGCGAGGGCGCGCGCGGAGCGCGAUCCCAGGAAAUCUCAGGAGUGCGCGUGUUGCGCCCGCCUGCUUGAGCCUGCGUGCGGGCUGGAGGCGGCGCCUGCGGCUGGCGGGAGGAAGAAAAGCGGUGACUUGCUUCGCUCGCCCCGCGAUGGACGUGGAGGUCUGCGGACUAAGGACCAACCCGAGAAGCGGCGGCAAAAACCUCCGGCUCUCUUCUGCACGCCCUACGAGGAUCCACUGUACGCCCGGGGUCUGCCGUCGUCGAGGGCGUCGUCGGGGCCGGCAUCGCCGUCCGCGUCCCUCUUGAGAUGCCCGCAGUGCGGAUCUGCGGAUGCGCCUCAGUUCCUGCCGCCUUGUGCUGCAUCCUCGCGGAGGCGAUCGCCUUCUGAAACCAUUUCCAUGCUGUGUCUGUAUCUGGACGUGCGUCCAAGUCUGCUGCUGUCUACCGCGCGGCUCACCCUGUCCCCGAAGUCUCUGUCUCUCCCGGCGGCCGCGGCUCCAGCCCAGCGGGGCCCAAGGCGCGACCCUCAGAGUCCCGCUAUCGCGGCUGCGCUGCGCUGCCUCGCGUCGUCGCCCUUUCUUGCUCAUCUUUUUGCAUUUUCGGCCGACGGUCCUCCCGCGCCGCCCGGGUUCUGUGACUUGAAUGCGGCGGCGAAUCUCUUUUUUCUCUUCGGGCAGCAGCGUGUCUGGCGCGCGAGUCUCGCCGCGCUCCUCCUGCGCCGCCUGCGGAACGACUGCCUGGGCUGGGGAGACGGAAGGCGGUCUGCGUUUUCUUUCGAGGAGACCGGGGGGGGGGCGGGGGGGCGGUCUCCGCGUCGUCACGGCUCGGAGGUCGGACAGCCGUCGCCGCAGCCAAGGAGCCGCGAGAGCGUUUUCCAGCCGCUCCUCCGCGUGCUCACAGGCCACUGCCAUCCUUUUCUGCACCUCUGCUGGGGCGGGCCGCUCGCGGCGGCCUCUGCGGACGGCGCCCCAGGCUCCUCAGGUCGUCUGCAUCCCCCCCAACGCGCGCGGCGCGGAGGCCGGGCUGCGCGAAACAGCGAGCAGCGCGACAAUUUGCGAGACUUGGAUGUCUGCCUGUGCAGCAUCGGCGUGACGCUGCUGCUUCUUCUGCGCGAGGCGCGAAUCAGAGAGCUGGAGGCCUGCGUGCAUCUGUUUCCCUCUUCGCUGCCCAUGCUCGCCGAUCUCCGCGCAGCCGACCUCCUGCUGCGGUGCGACAGCAACGUGGGGGCGGGACCCGCCCGCGCGCUCGCUGGCUGGCGCCAGCAGCGAGGCACAGAAACGGCUCCCCUCGCGCAGAGGAGGGCUGAAAGAAAAGCAGCAAGCGCGCCGAGUCUGGGGCGAGGGGCGAGGCCAGGUGCCGUGGAGGCCCUCACAGAAGGCCUCGCAGAAGGCAUGCAGGCGGGGAGAGUGGACGCCACGUGGCGCGGGGGCGACAGCGAAGCAGACCAAGUGCUCUGCACGCCGCUGACGGCCGAGGCGAUCGGACGUGCGUUCCGGGAGAUGAUGAAGGAGAGACUUCUUCCGCACUUUUUCGGGUUGGUCUACGCGCGGCAGGCGCGUCAGCUGGAGCGAACGCGGUGGCGGGCGUCGCUGGGUGCUCGCCUCAGCUCGGUGCUCGGGAGGGCGGCUCGCGUAGAGGAGCGGCGGAAGGUUGAAAGGCUCUUCCGCUUUGACCUCGGCGGCCAGGAGGCGCUGCGGCGCGGCGCCGACGCCUACCUGCUUCUCUCGCUCGGCGCGCUGCUGGCGCAGCUCCUCCUCACUCUGCACUUUCUCCGCGUCCCUCCGCGGGAUGCGCGGCGCGUGCUGCUGCCGCUGCGCCGCUUCCUUCUCACGGCCUUUGCGCUGGACGACUUGGAUUCGCUCGUCUUCGCUCUGCUGCCUGCCCUGCGGGACCUGGGGCUCUGCCUCGCUGGCGAGCCGCCACUGCCCGGGGGAGAACAAGUCUCCACAGAGGCGCCGGAGGGCCCUUCGUUCCCUGCGCCCGAGUCCCCGGCGCCGGCGCCCGCGUCGCUCGCUCGAAGUCCCUACUUUACGCGUUCGUCGUUGAGGCGAACGCGCGCGGCGAGCGGUGGUGCUGCGGAGAGACCCGGCGAAGAGACCUUCUGGGGCACUGGUGAGUACCUUGCGGCUGCGAGACACGGCGAGCAGGGGGCGGAGGAGCGAAGCCGCGCAGAGACGCCGCCCCCCUCGCGCUCCUCACCGGAAGUGCUGGCCAGGGCCCUCUGGAGGGACGCGCCGGGGCCUUCGUGCCUUUGCGACCUCGUGGCGAUAUCCUGCGACUCGCGCGGCGCCCACGCGGAGCCCGGAGCGGAGACAACGCCGCGAGGCGAGAGGCGGGGACGAGCCCGCGAGCAGGGCCUCGAGGACGUGGCGAUGCAGAGCGAAGGCGAGCAGAGCCCAGAACGUCGAGAACGCUGUGACGAGUCGGAGGAAGCCCAGGCGGGGCCUCGGAGGACCGCGAGCACGCGGCGGGAACGAACGCAGGGGAAGCUGUGGCCUUUCGUCUGUCGAGGGAAGCAGACGCGAGACUCGGGCGGCUCGGCGCCGGCUAGUAGAGGGUCUGCCAGACGAAGGGGGCAGCGCGAGGAGGCGAGCGCAACGGCUGCCAGGCCUGCGGCGUCGGGCGCGGGGCGCGAAGAGGAGGGCAAGGUGGGCGCGGGGCUCGUCGGGCAGAUCACAGGCCUCGGCGGAAGCCAAUGUGCCUCCGGGCCCUUGGGAGUCUCGUCGCGAGUCUCGAUUGUCUCGGCAUCGGCGCUGCGGGCGGAGGCGAUGUGCAGCUCGCGCGCGCAGAUCAGUCAGGACGCAGCUAGCUGCUGGAGCUACAUGAUCUCCAUGAGCUGGCUAGCUCGCACAGGCGAGGACGACGGCAGCACGGAAGUCGGCGGCCCGCCUGCUUCGUCAGAUUCGAGCGACGCCGAGGACGGCGCGGCCUGGAUGGGCUUCGCGGAGAAGGAGAACGCCGACGCGCUGGAGGGAGUCGGCAGGACAAGAAUCCGUGCGGGACUGCUCGCUGGCGAAUGGCCCGAUAAAGACGGCGAGGACACCCGCGCGUCGUGGGCGAAGGGGGGCGCACAGAGAUGGCCGUGGGGUGGCAAUCCGCGAGGACGAGAGCGAACGCUGCUGGACUUUUACAUCGAACUGAUCGGGGGCCCGCUUCGGUUCGCGGCGGUGUACAGACACCGCCUGGGGAAGCGACUCGCCGACGUAAACUUCUUCGCGCUCGUCAAGCAAGCAGAGCGCUUCGAUGGGGCAGAUUCCUCUGGCGAGUUGAACGUCUCGCAAAGGCGCCCAAGGACUUCAAACGCCUCGUCAUGCAAAAGCCAGAGGACAGGCAGGUCCUCCCGCGCCAACUCUGAAGUGGCCGACGACGGCACGGACACGCAGGCCACUGCCGACCGGGGAUCCUUUUUCGUGCCCGCACCUCGUUCUGCGUGCGCGCCGGAUAUGCAGCCCUUUCGCCGACGCUCCAGGGAGGCUGUAGGCGAGGCGAACACGCCCGAUGAGCAGACAGGAGGCACUGCAGCGAGGGGGGCAGCCGCGGAGUUUUGCGCCGAGUUUGCCUCGACGCCGCGUCUGCUGCAGCGGCUUGCAAGGCUCACUGACUACGUGGAGUCGUGCGUGGGCACGCACGCUGGAGAGAAUUCCUCGCUGUCGUUCUUUGCCUUCAUCCGCUCGCCCGCGGCGGCGCCCCCCCCCACGUGGGGCGGCAGAGACGGCGUAGAGGGCUCGAGGGACGGCGAGCGGACGGACGAGGAGGAGGCCCGCGGCAGCCAAAGCGGCGGCGCGUACUUCGCCAACUGCCGCAUCAUGCUCAACGACGCCCGCACAAACGUGGAGGCGUGCGCGCUACUAGAGGCGCGGCUGGCGCAGCUUGUCGCAUUUUUUUGGGCGACCAGGAGCCAAGUGGAAGCGCGGUGGGCCCAACUUCGAGUUCUCAGCGAAGGCUCUCAACGUCGCGCCUCCGGGUGCUCUGCAGCGGACGGAAUGGAGGCCGCGAUCGACCUUGCAGCUGACGUCCUGGCGCACGCAGGAAACGUUAGCGGGUCUCGCCAGGCGGCCAGCGCCGCGGCGCCUGCGCAUCGCCUCGACUCGGGAGAGGACGCAGAGGACGUGCGCAGCGGCGUCAUCCAGGGGGUCGCCAGAGGGACGCCAAGCCGCCUGACGCGCUCGGCCUUGCCCCUGCUGGGGCGGGGCGACGACGACCUCGAGCAGACGCCAACGCGGACGCGAAGUCGACGCGCCAGCAGCCGCCCCAAGAAGCGCGCGGAGCCCCGAUGGAUGCGUGACAGCUGCGAUGGAGACGAAUGCCCGGCGAGCAGCCUCGCUGCACGAGAGCCAGGCAGGCGAAGGAGGACGACGAGCUUGAGCAACAGCUUCUGCUGGCCAGGGAGCCAGAGUGCGCGGCCUUCAGGCGGAGCCGCUGACAACCCAUUCGCCGUCUCGGCGAUGGCCGCAGCCGAGGGCGGCGGCGCAGAGGGGGCAAGCGACGCGGAGAUGGACGAGCCUCGCGCAGAGUUUGAGGACUUUGCAUGCACGCCGUCGCAAAUGUCUGUGCGUCUGCCGUCGCAGCCCCAGCGCGGGCGGACCCGACGGGCCAGUCGCCCGUCCGUUCCCUUUGAGGACACCGAAUCCGACGAGCCCGGAGAGGAAGUGCCCUCGCCGCUGACCUGUGGCGCAUCGACGUCGUUCUUGGGCCCUUCUCUCGCCCUAGCGGACGCUCCCUCCCCGCUGCCGUCGCCGCCUUCGGCCUCCUCGGCGUCGCCCACCCCCUCGCGGCCGCGGCGGAGCCUUCGCGUCUCGGCGCCGCUCGGAGACGUUCAGAGGGCCUUGCCCCUUGCGGGCCCGCCGCGCGUCGGGGACGAGGCGCUCGCCGCGUCGGGUGCAUCGGGGGCCCCUGACCCAGCCCCCUGCGGGUUCCGAGCGGGCCCGGGGACGGUGCGUGGGCGCCAGGGGCGCGCCAGCAGACCCAGCAACACCGGGGCGGGCCUUGCGCAGAUGCAGAGGCAAAAGACAUGCCGCCGCCUCCUCUCCCGCGCGUCUUUUUCGUUUCCCGCCUCUUCGUCCCGCCUCUGCGCGCCGCGCGCCCGCCGACCCUCGGUGGCUGCAGACGCGGCGAUGACAGACGCGCCGAUGACAGACGCGCCGAUGACAGACGCUUCUGAGCACGCGGCUCUGCCUACCGCCGCACCGGUCCUCUCCUGCCUGGCGUUGCCGACGUCGGCCUUCAGCCUCUGCGUGCCCUCGAUGACGGUCUGCCUGGCGGCCCUCAUCUUCUGGCCGUCUCCAGUGACGCCAUUCGCCUCGUCGCUUUCUGCGUCCUUCGCGGUGCCGUCCUCUGCGGCGGCGUCGUCUGCCUCGAAAGGAGGCACGUGGGCGAUUGAGGUGGCGCAGCCGGCGUCGCUGCAGAAAGGCGAGAUGCAGAAGCUUCCGCUGCUGCUUCGCGCGGCGGAGCGCGAGUGCGCCGCCGCCUACGAAGACAACUGCCGCGGUCGCUGGGUACCUGAAUUCUUCCACAGAGACUCGCUAGUGGAGGUUGAGCUCUCGCUUGCGCCCCGCUGCUCCGGGGGGGCGUGCGCGCCCGCUUGUCCCCCGUGCCGCGGACCGCCGCGCGCGAGGACCGCGUGGGUGUCGAUACACCAGGCCGCGAUUCUGCUGCUGCUGGAUGGCCAGGUGAUGGAGACAGACGUCUCCUCGGAGGUCGGUGCCGAGCAUCCCAGCCGCGUUGCUCCGACCGACGGCCACGGCCCUCCCGCGCCUCACCAGGACUCAGCUGCCGCGCCAGAGCCCCGGACAGCGGGACCGGAUGGUCUCGGCUCAGACGCAGACGCGCCGUCACCUGUCCGCCUCUCCGCCCCCGAGAUCGCCAAGAAGCUGCAGAUCGACGUGCGUCACUUGCGAAGACACCUGAAGAUUCUCAUCGUCGGCGGUUGGCUGGCUCGGGCGAAAAGGGGCUCGCUGGUGCACGAAGGCGAGGCCCGAUUGAAGCCCGAGGAGGCCGCCAAGGACGGCCGAUGGGCGAGCGAGCAAGCCCCCGCGCGGGGCGGGAGCCUCAUCGGUCCCUCGCAAAGCUCCGUGCAUGCGCAGGGCCUGCCGCCGCCCGGCAACGGAGGCUGCGGAGGCCCGGUGUGGCCCGAGGAUCCACGGCGACUGGGCGAACUCGCCAACCCCGUCGACGCGCGCGCAAGGAGGUGCAGACGCGAGAGAGACGAAAAAGACGAAUGGCUCUACUUCCUCGCUCCCGAGCAGCCCCAGCCUGCUCCUUCAUGGGGUGCGCGCCACGGAGACCCCAAGCGAGAGGCCGAUGCGCUGCAGCAGCGGCCCGCGGGGCUGCUGCGAGAGACGCAGCGAGAGCGCGAGCCCGACGCUGAAACGCCGGAGGGCAGGGAGGCGCCGGCAGCCGGUCGCGACGCCGUCUCGUUGGCGGCGGCAGUCGAACCGGCCGGUCUUCCGCAUCCUCUGUGGGCCGUAGGGAAGGGCGGAGAGCCAGAAGACGGAGAGGAGGCGGCCGCGCGGUCCGCCUGCGAAUUGGACCGUCAUGGCUCAGACCUCUGGAGCGUCGCGUCUCACGCCGCGAGCGGCCGCGGAGCAGAGACGACCACAGGGAGAAGGCGUGGCGCGCGCGGGAUGGGCUCUGUUAGGGGGGCGGGCCUUGCUGUGAAGGAAGAGGACGGAGGCGCAGAGGGCGGCGGGUUCGCUGCGUUUCACGCGGGCGCAUCUGGCCUUCCCGCCUUCAGAGCCGCCAGAGAGGGCGCGGGUCUCCUGAGGGGCGGGCUACUCCUGCACGGGGCCGCGGACGACGCCCGAAGGCCUUCGCGGGAGUCAUCAGCGUCCUCCUCUUCGCCUCCCGACCAGCAGCCCCCGAGGCGGCAGCGGGAGCGCCGGAGACAGGACGGCGGGGGACGCAGCCCGCCCCCCCCCCCGGCGAGGUCUAGGGUCGCUCGACGGCGCGGCUCUGGCGGGGCCAGUGGAACCGACGACGAGGUGCAGCGCAUGGCAGCCCCUGAGUGCAGCUUCGCGUCUGGGGGAACCUGCCUGGAGGCCACGCCGUUUGCCUGCGGAGAGGACUUAGAUCUGUCACAUCCGCAGCUGCCGCUCCUGGCCGCGCGACCGGCGGCGCGGCGAGAGCUCGAGCGGGACGCAGAUGUACUCGAGGCUGGCGACGCAGACGCCGUUUGGUCUGGGCAAAGCGAGGUCUCACGCCUUCUCACGGCCUUCUCAGAAGGGCCGGCGGCCGCUGGCGCGGUGGGGGAGUACGAGGCCCGCUUGGGCGAUCUCAUGUCUGUGGAUCUGUUUGAUCCGCAGAUUUCGACUGUCGCAGAUUUGUCUGAGGGCGAAGACGACGACGAGCGACUCAGGCCGAACGACGACGAGUCCCCAGAAAGACUCCACGGUGUCUCACAAAACGCAUUCGCUCUCGGCGACCGCGCGAGGAGUCAGGGGGUCGCUGAGGCGCGAACGGGGGGACUGGGGGCCGCCCUGGGCGCUGCACACACACUCCUUCGUGACGAGGCCGCCGAGCGCUUCAUUCUCGAGCUGAUGCGAGAUCGCGCGUCGAAUGUCUCCAACGUCCUCCACAGGGCGACGCCGUCGUUUGUCCUGCUUGCCCGGCUUCAGCAGCGAGAAAAGAAGCUCAGUGCGAGGAGCGGAGACGACAGACGCGGCGACGGCAAGCCAGAGCCGGAGAGGGCAGCGAAGACCUGGCGACACGAAGAGAUCCUAGAAAUUCUGCAGACGCUGGAGCGAGAGGGACGCGUGAGGAAGGUCUGCGGAAACUGGGAGCUCGUCGACUAA